AUGAUAGAAGUUGUCAGAAAAAUCCGAGAGAGGAUCAAAGAGGCUCAGAACAACAGAAGUCCUAUGCAGAUCUUCGCGGACAGAUUUGCAGUUACUGUAGGAGAUAAGGUUUUCUUGAGAGUAUCUCCCUCGAAAGGGAUCACCAGAUUUGGAGUCAAGGGAAAACUCCUACCCCGCUACAUAGGACCGUAUGAUAUUUUGGAAGCGGUCGGACCAGUAGCUUAUCGAUUGGCGCUACCGCCAAGCUUUGGAAGCGUUCACAACGUGUUCCAUGUAUCCCAGCUAAGGAAGUAUGUGUUCGAUCCGAAGCACGUGAUCCACCAAGAAGAGAUGAUAAUUAAUCCGGAUCUGAGCUAUGAGGAAAAGCCAAAGAAAAUUUUGGAUAGAAAAGUGCAACAAUUGAGGAAUAAGGCGAUCACUUCAGUGAAAGUACUGUGGGAGCACCACGGGCAAGAAGAAGCCACGUGGGAGUUGGAGGAUAAGAUGAAGGAACGUUACCCCGAACUUUUCAAGUAG
Messenger RNA from Salvia hispanica, 516 nucleotides. NCBI's taxonomy places the organism in Eukaryota, Viridiplantae, Streptophyta, Magnoliopsida, Lamiales, Lamiaceae. The record is from RefSeq and is a predicted model, not a curated record.